CCAGAAAAGACUCCGUCGCUGUGUUUGUAUUUGUCCCGAGCAGUCACAUGGAAACGGGCUCGCCGCGCGCCUCCGCCUCCCCUCGCCUAAACUUCAGCACCGGCUCGGAGCGAGGAGCCCGCGCUUCAAAACGGGUCCGUUUCGCCAGGCGCCAGGGGGCGGCCCCUGUAAGGCAGCGGCCAUGCCCGUGUGACAGCGCGGAGCCGGGACUAGGCUCGGCCCUCCCAGCCUUCAGAUAGCCAGGGGAGGAUGGCUCAGCCAGAAGGGAGGACAGUGUGAAUGAAAGGAGGAGGAGGAGAAAGGCAUCAGCUCAUCAUUUCCCCCUCCCACCCCCAAACUGGAAUUGUAUCAAGCCUUUCAUUCAGUGGAAAGGAGUGAGCCAUCCAUGGAGACUCUCGCGUCUGGGACCAAUAAACCUCCCAGCGGUGCGCGUCCUCACCAGGAGUGCUUCCUGAAGUGGGGCAUUGUGAGGCAGUGACAGCUGGAGCUCGGCAGACCUAGGGCUGACAACCUCAGCUGUGCACAUAGGACUCACUGUUGGAGCCUCUACUCCACCCCCGAGGCUGACAGCCAACAUGCUGAUAUCUCAAAGCAUUUUGCAAAGCAGGGAGAAAAAUGAAGGCUCGAGCUCCCCCUCCACCAAGUCAACCUCUUGCUGCAAGUCAAAUUCAGAGUGAACAGAAGUCACUCUCAGAGCUGGGAGUAAUCCCUGACCAGAGCCUGGUGACCAUGAAAGAAAAUCUGAUAAACAGGACAGUGGACUUCACAGUCGUUUUACCAAGUGGUGUGGAACAGAAGAACAAUGUACAUGGGAGUAAAGCCGUGAUGGAUCUGUUGGUGGAUUUGUGCAGCCGGUACCACUUGAAUCCAGCUCACCAUACUCUUGAGUUGAAGGCUUGUGGGAUGGAACCUUUGAGUUAUAAGCCUAAUACUUUGGUUGGGGCGCUGGAUGUACAGACAGUACUUCUGAAGGAGAAAGUUCCUGAAGGGAAGACAAAACGACCUCCACCUAGGAUCCCUGAGAAAUCCAUGAGGUUGGUAGUGAAUUACCUGAAGACACACAAGGCUGUGGUUCGAGUUAGUCCUGAGGUGCCUCUGCAUAGCAUAAUCCCAGCCAUUUGUGAAAAGUGUGAGGUCAGUCCAGAGCAUGUCGUCCUCCUGAGGGACAAUAUCACCGGGGAAGAGCUGGAACUUACAAAGUCCUUGGACGAGUUAGGGAUAAAGGAACUGUAUGCCUGGGACAGGAAAAGAGUUCUUCCAUCAAAAACUCAGUCUGAACCUUCUCUAAGCUAUAGAGAAACAAGUCAAAAUUCUUCAAUAAGCAACGACGCAGCAGAAAAAGAAAAGAGAGGAUUUCUGGGAUUUUUCAAAGUUAAUAAAAGAAGCAGCAAGACAGAAGAUCAUUUGAGGAUGGACGGUAACUAUGGGGAUGAGGAUGGUUUUAGUUCUGCAACUGCUAGUGAAAGGAGCUUGGAUGGCUUUGCAACAGCUCCAAAUUCACCUUCAGUGAAUUCACGUUCCAUUACGCUGGGUCCAUCACUAUCUCUUGGCAACAUUUCGGGAAUGACCGCCAACCCAGAAAUUAAAAAACGCAGAGCACCUCCUCCACCAGUGGCAACACCCCAUUUGCAAAGUAUGGAGACAAGUGGAGUGGCAAAGACGACAAUGCAGAUUCCGCAAGGGGCAACACAGAAUGAUUUACAGAAAAAAAAGAGACGAGCCCCUCCACCACCGACUCCUCCUGUUCCUGUCAUGCCAAACAGAACAGAAGAAAAGGAAGACAAGAGGAAGAGCACAGUGGGUAAUGGACGACAGGUGCCACAAAAGCCUCCUAGAGGCAACACACGUGGUCCACCCCAGUUAGUGAUUCCCCCACCCCCACCUUACCCUCCUCCUGAUACAGACAUUAUGGAUCCAACUGACUAUUACAGUGAAGCACCAGAUGUUACAGCACCAACAAACCUGGUACCUAAACAGAGCCUGCAGCUUGCACAUGAUAAUAUUUAUGUUGUGGAUGAUAUGGUUUUGGAACUAUCAGAGGUAGAGGAGACAACAUCAGUAAGCAGCUGUUUUGCAUCAGAAGACACCACUGAAGACUCAGGUGUUGUGAGUUCUCCAUCUGAUGUCGUAUCUUUGGAUUCACAAAAUGACAAUAUGAAAUUGAAAGACAAGCCAGUGAAUGGUCAGGAGGACAAUACUGAAAGGGAUGGAACUUACGCAGCAGAGUUGUGCUCUGUGAGGAAUACCUCCUGCGAUAGCAACGAUUCUGGAAAUGCUCACCAGAGUAGCAGAGAUGAAGAAACGACUGCAGCUAAGAAUGACAAUGAGGAUGUAUUCAUUGCUGCACGACUCCAACAGACUUUGGCUGAACUGGAUGAAGAUUUAGAAGCAAUGGAAGGUAUACGUUAUGAAGCAGAUAAUGACUCUGUAUCAAACCACACAAAUGGGGCAUCCAGCCCGCAUUUCAGCGAUGCAGACACUGCUCAAGAUGCUGCCUUUGUUGUUCCAGUAACAAUUAUAGAUGAGAUUCUGGAUAUUAACGCAGUAGGUCCAAUUGAAGAUGAAGAGAAUGCAUUACUCCCUAACGCAGAUGAUGAAGAUAUCUCAGCUGAUUCCAUUAAUUUAGGGAACUUUACAAAUAAUAACAGUGCAGGGUCUUUUGAUAAAAAACAUGUAGAUGGUGGAUCUCGGAGUAUAUCCAUGGACUUAAUUCACCAACAGUCCUCUGACGAUGUAUCUAAACCCCUGCCCGUAGAACAGAGGCGAGAGAUGUUUGAAUCUCUUACAUCCUCGUUUGAAAAGAGAAAUGAAAACAACCUGGGACUGGAAAACACCUAUAAAGAUGGUGUUAGUUCUGAGGAAUGCAAACCCAUGCUGAUUUCUUCUCACCUCAAGCCUAAGACUCAAAUCCACAUAGCAAGCGAGAAAACAAAUCCAUUUAAUGAACAAAAUAGUCAGGAAAGAUUCUUGAACAAAAUGAAAACAGAAUUGGAAUUCAAGCCCCCAUCAACCAAAACAACUGAGGAGAAAGAAGAUAUCCUGUCACCACCUCUGUGGAGUCAUCGUGCCCCUAGUUCUGUAACAAGCUAUGAACCUAAAGUAGGUCUGACAACCUUUAAAGUUGUCCCUCCCAAACCUGAAAUAAAAUACUUCGAUAGAGGUAAUUCCUUCUCCACUGGUGCCAUUAAGAUAGAUGACCUAGGCAACCUGAUGAUUCCAAAUGCUGGUAAGAAGAACAUGUCAGAUAUUUCUUCCAGUGAAACUGAGGAACCUCUUAUUGGGAGAGUAAAGGAAUUCUGGAGGUCAAACUCUUCAGGAAAACAAUCUGACAAUUCUAUAGAACAUAAUUCUAAAAAGUCAAUAGUCAAUGUGAGCGCCAAACCCUUUAAUUCAAAAUCUGAAAGCAAACCUGUCUCUCUAACAGAUCCAAAACCUAUACCAUCGCAACCAGUUACUUCAAAUGUGGCUGAAAGGCAUUUUGAGCUCGAAAGAAUCAAACCACCUGUGCCAGCCACACAGUCUCAGGUAAAAACGUUAGUGUCCCCAACAAUUACCAAGGAUAAGACAGAGUUCCCAUUUCUAAAGCCUUAUAAAAGAACAUCAAGCCAUUAUGUUGCCUCUGCCAUUGCAAAACGCCUAGAUCCACUUACGUUUAAGACUGAUUUGAUAGAGAAGCAUGAUAAAGAGGAGAAUAAUCAUGAAGAAAAAUUGAUAAAAACUGGAACAGAACCUCUCCCCAAAGGAUGCAUUAUUAUGGCCAAAAACAGCCCUAUGGAAAUAAAACCAGCAGAAAUGAGAGACUCUUAUUCAAAUAUUUUUACUUGCAGUCACACAGCAUCAAAUAGCAGGUUGAUGCUUGGUGAUAAUUCUGCUGUGAAAAACAAAGCAGUGAACAUCAGGUUACUGAAUCAGACAACCCCUGUUGGUUUCUAUAAACGGAGUAUCAGUGUACCAACUAAAUCUUCUUCAAAGGAUAACAGGACUGCAGAAGGUGAUCACAGUUUUAACAAGAAACCUAGUAUAGUUGAUAAAAACACACAUCCUUUGACUGAUCAGAAAUGUGAGAAGACGGACCAUACUAAUUCUUCCUCAUCAUUCACAUCACCUGAUCUCCCAGCACCUACAUCCUCUUCCAGCUCAUUGUUGAGGCCCACUAAAUGGCAUCCUGCUAACAAUAUACAAACUAAUUCUUCGGAAGCAUUGUCGGAGCUAAAUAUUACGCCUGUGAAUAACCACAUCGUUUCUCAAAGGGAUGAGAAGCCUGACAGUAUAAAUAAAUCUGAUGUCACUGUACAGACCGAUAUCUUUGGGCCAAAGAAGAAGUUUAAACCCAUUGUCCAGAAACCAGUUCCAAAAGAUACAUCUCUGCACAGCACUUUAAUGGAAGCCAUUCAGACUGCAGGAGGAAAGGAAAAACUCCGAAAGAGUUCAGACAGCAUGAUAAAUGGAAGUCAGAAGAAAUCCUCAUAUGCUGAGCCAGAGAAUGAGCAUUCAGCCCUGCUGGCAGCGAUCAGAGGCCACAGUGGCACCUCAAGACUAAAAAAGAUCUCAUCAUCGGCCUCUGAAGAGCUGCAGAGCUUUAGAAACGCAGAACUGUCCUUGCAAAAUAAAGAAGCCUGUCAGGCAGAGCAACUUUGGAUCCCCCCUCCACCUGUCCUGCCGCCGCCACCACCUCCUCCCAGCCACAAGUCAAUGACAGCUCCUAAAUUUCCUGUCACUGCUACCAGUAACCCUGGGGAGGCAAGAGAGGCCCUAAUGGAAGCUAUUCGCUCUGGCGCUGGAGCAGCAAGGUUAAGAAAGGUCCCUCUCCUAGUUUGAAUCAUGUCUAAAGAACAGGUAAUUGGAAAAUCUAACUUCACACACACACACAUAAUCAUCAUUCAAAGACUGAAGUGGCAAAGAACAUCAAGAAGUUUAGUUUAUUCUCCUGUCUACGGGCCAAAAUAAGUUGCAAUUGAGUGUACCUGCAUAAUGAUUCUAAGGGGAAAAUAUGAUGCUUUGCUGCACAGUUUCUGUGCCAAGGACGUGUGUUUUGCCUCUAAAUAUUUAAGAUUGCCAAUAAACGAUUGUUGGCAGAUUAAUAAAAAUAUAAACACUGUGUAGUCCUACAUUAACACUUAAUGGUGUAUUCGGGGAAAAUAAAGAUUUUUGCUAUCUGUGUGAACAAUAACAUUCAUUCAGUCUUAAGUUGUUUAAAAUAUGCAAAUGUUUCAAACAAUACACUUGUUUCUUACUCUUUGAUUUGGACAAAAUAGCUAGAACCAAUAAGAAAAAAAGCAAGUAGAAUAAAGAUCCAUCAAUAUUAAUCACAAGAAAUAAGUUGUGGCAGAUUCUUAAUUGCCUAAAUUUGCCAUAUGCUGUUAUGUUAUGUAAUUAUGUGAGUUUUAUAUCUCUAGAACUCUCACUAAGCAGGUAAUCAACAGUGAACAUGAGAUAUACUGAACCCAUUCAUGACACUGUGAAAGUGUUGUGAGAUGUGAAAUAAAAAGGACCUUUACUUAAAGCCUUCACAGUCUCUAAAGUAAUGUUUCAAAACACUGCUUAGUCUUUCAGGAUCUGGGACUCAUUCCUGCCCUCUGAAACGGAGGUGUGCCCACUCACAUAUGAAAGAGCAGGACCAAGUCUGUGGGUCAGAUCCUGAGCUGGUGUAAAUUGCACAUAAUCUGGCCCCUUGUUUCUAAUUCAUGAUGGCUCUAGUGUUGUCUCACCAUUAUUUAUAGCAGCUUAUUUUACAAAUAUUAACUACUUUGGUAGUUGACAUAUAUUUUGAAAAUAUUUCAUUAAAUUGAAAUGAUAACUUCAGAAGGACAGAUCAGUCAACAUUUUUUCAUAUUUACUAUAUUGUAAUGAAUCUGAGGAAGUGAGAGUUUGUAUAUUUUAAUUUUUUUAUAAUAAUUUUCGCACUGUACACAGCCCAGAAUGGAUAUAUUUGGGUGGGGGGAGGGUUUCAGAGCUGGAGUUUAAAAACAAAGCUGUGUAGUGUGGCUAAUGUUAAAAAAAGAGAAGGACUGUUUAGCCAUCUGUACUUAAUAUGACUGUAUGUUACAUAUUGUAAAAUAUUCAUCUG
Messenger RNA from Mauremys reevesii (Reeves's turtle), 6067 nucleotides. It is a transcript of the gene COBL, whose product is annotated as cordon-bleu WH2 repeat protein. The record is from RefSeq and is a predicted model, not a curated record. The coding region runs from base 616 to 4818 and encodes 1400 amino acids. Gene Ontology annotation, molecular function: actin monomer binding. The transcript has 19 exons. Gene Ontology annotation, cellular component: terminal web; ruffle; plasma membrane. Gene Ontology annotation, biological process: actin filament network formation; actin filament polymerization. Lineage: Eukaryota; Metazoa; Chordata; Testudines; Geoemydidae.